This is a messenger RNA of Miscanthus lutarioriparius, 3891 nucleotides long. The record is from the annotation of a GenBank genome assembly. Lineage: Eukaryota; Viridiplantae; Streptophyta; Magnoliopsida; Poales; Poaceae.
AUGCCGACGACGGCCAUGGCAAAACGGUCGUCGUGCGUGCUGAUCCUCGCGCUCGCAGCGCUACUACUAGCCGCCGCCGUGCGCGUCGACGGCGGCGCCACGGCCGCCGCGCCGGCGCCGGCGCCGUCAGCGGACUGCACGGACGCGCUGGUGGGCCUGGCGGGGUGCCUGAGCUACGUGGACGAGGGGAGCACGGUGGCGACGCCCGACCCGACCUGCUGCUCGGGGCUCAAGGACGUGGUGCACAAGGAGGUGGCCUGCCUCUGCCAGGUCUUCCAGAGCGGCCAGAACUUGGGCAUCUCGCUCAACAUGACCAAGGCCCUGCAGCUGCCCGCCGCCUGCAAGGUCAAGACGCCGCCCUUCAGCAAGUGCCACGUUUCUGUUCCUGGUGUGCCCACCGCGUCUCCUGAUAGAUCUGUUGCUUUCCCUGGUUCUGAUGGCUUGGUCUCAAAACUGUUUGACGCAGUGCAUGUUAACAGACUCAUGCGUAUCGUAUUCGGUACAUUAGACUGUUAUAGAAUCAGUGCCUACCUAUAUUACUCAGUGGAUGCUUUGGUGGAUAUAGGCACCUCUGCUGCUGCCACAGCAAGGUCCCACCGUGCAAGACCACGAAAUAACUCCUCAUGUCGCAUUCAAAGUCCUGAUCCAGCGCAGUGUAGACAAAAGAGGAGAAAGCUCCUAAAGCAGCAUCGUCUUGUUUGGGGAGGUGUAGCUUCAGCAUAUAGUGCUAGCUUAGAGUGUGCUCAGUUCGAUGAUGAUUUCGUAGAGGCUCUUAAAGAUGGUCGCCCUCCAAAAUUUAUUCAGCUAUAUGUGUAUGAUACAUCAGCCGAGGUUGAGAACAGAAUUGCCUCAUUAGACCAUGAAGACACAACAGCAUCAGAUCUAGAUCCUACUAUUGUACAAUCUUUGGUUAAUAUGUUGGAUGAACAUGAUUUGUUUGCAAAGCAGUUUAGAAUGGCCAGGGACAGAUUAGCAGACAAUGAGGCUGAAGAUUUUGUCAUUCGCAUUGUUGGUCCAAAAGACGGAGAUCCACCUCAGUACAGUUUACCAACUACAGAUCAAUUGGCCAUGCUUGUGGUUGGUGAUUUUAGCUAUGAAGAAUUUGAGCGAGACAUUAUUGUGCAGAAACAGACAGGAGAUCUAGAUCAAAUCUCUGCUUUGCAUCCUGCUUUCAUGGUGCUUUGGUAUCCUCUGUUGUUUCCAUAUGCUGAACGUGGUUGGCAGACCGGUAUUUUAUACACUGGUGCCACUCAGUCAGCACAGAAUGCUCAUGUAAAGCUAACCAUACAAGAUUACUACUGCUACAUGUUCCACUAUCGAAAAAAUGAGCCCAAUCCUUAUUUAUGUUAUGGGCCAUUGUCAAGUCAGGCCAAGGUUGAUGCCCGGGCCUGCGUCGAUGAAAACAGACUGAAAUAUAUAGUGGAUCAUCAGGCUGAUAUCAGGAUGGAAAGUAUUCAAGGAAUAUGUGAUGCUAUUAGCAGAGGUUCCCAAGAAGGAAGUGAGGUUGGGAAAAUGACCGUGUUACCGGCAUCAUAUACAGGCGGUAGACGUUAUAUGAUACAAAAUUAUCAUGAUGGUAUAGCUAUCUGCCGAGAAUACGGUCCCCCUGAUUUCUUUGUUACAUUUACAUGUAAUCCUAAAUGGUUAGAGAUUUCUGAGGCUAUCUUUGAGCCUGGACAGAGGCCAAGUGAUAGGAAUGAUAUAAUUGUCAGAGUGUUCAACAUCAAGUUAGAAGAACUUCUGCAUGAUAUUAGAUGUGGUACACCCUUUGGACCUUGCAAUGCAGUGCUCCACACUGUAGAGUUCCAGAAACGCGGACUUCCACAUGCACACAUAAUCCUUUGGACUUCAAGAGAUACAUGUGAUCCAACUUAUGCAAUGAUAGACAAAUAUGUGUCUGCAGAAGUGCCUGAUCCAAGAAAUGAUCCGCUAGGCUAUGCUCUUGUUGCAGAGCACAUGAUACAUGGACCCUGCGGAGGCCUCCAAAUGGAUAACAGAUGGGUUGUUCCAUAUAACAUGUUCCUCCUUACAAAAUAUCAGGCACACAUCAAUGUUGAGUGGUGCAAUAAAACUACAUUCAUCAAGUACCUCUUCAAAGCUAGGGAUUACCUUCUGGAUGAACUUUCCACUCUUUUUUCUCAAAGUGGUAGGAACAUAGCUGAUUUCAACUUACCUCCAAAGACACAUGCUGAAUAUCCUGUUCAACACAAUCGGCUUGUCGAAGAAGAGCUAUCAUAUCCUGUUGAUCCAUUGAUUGACAUGAACAAUCCAACUGCUUUCCUUAAUGAAGAUCAAAGAAACGCCUUCUAUAAAAUAGUCCACAGAGUGCAACAGAACGAGCCCGGUUUUUUUUUUGUAUCAGGAUAUGGGGGAACUGGUAAAACAUAUUUAUGGAAUCGAAUAGUAGGCUAUCUCAGAGGACACAACAAAAUUGUUCUUACUGUGGCAUCUUCUGGGGUAGCAACGCUACUCUUACCAGGGGGACGGACUGCUCAUUCAAGAUUCAAAAUACCUUGCAAAGUAGAGGAUGAUAUGAUCUGUGAUGUUAGCAGGGGCACCAUGCUUUCAGAGCUUAUUGAACUUACAAGCCUUAUUAUUUGGGACGAAGCCCUUAUGGCUAAUAGAAAAUGUUUUGAAGCAUUAAACCGCACAUUCCGUGACAUAGAAAAAGUAAAAAACCCUGAGGUUGCAGAUAUUCCAUUUGGUGGUAAGGUUGUCGUGCUGGGAGGGGACCUCAGGCAGAUCUUACCUGUGGCUGAAGGAGGUACCAAACAAGGCACCAUCAGUGCUGCUAUAAUCACCUCAUGCUUGUGGGCUCAUGUAGAGGUGCUCAGCUUAAAUCAGAACAUGCGAUUAGUAUGUUCGCCGAAUGAUGCUUGCCAACAACAGGAGGUCGCCGUGUUCAGCAGAUGGAUAUUAGAUAUUGGCGAAGGUGAGGAUAAACUUGCAGCCAUUGUGCAAUCGGUAUAUCCUAACUUUGAAACCAGGUACAGAGACCCUCUGUACCUUUCUCAAAGGGCCAUACUAGCUCCAACAAAUGAACUCACAGAUACAAUAAAUGAGUACAUGGUUCCCUUAGUUCAUGGCAGAGAAAAGGAAUAUCUCAGUUCGGAUACUAUCGCUAAGGCCACUGCUCAACAUGAGGCAUAUGAUCUUCUAUAUCCUAUUGAGUUCCUUAACUCAAUUAGUGAUGUCCUUGGAUAUCUCAUUAAGUAUGAGGCAGCUCACACAUUUGUUCCAAAGAACAUUGAAAAGGCUAAAACACUGAGAGAAAUCUACAUUAAGGAUUUAGGUGAAAAUGUUAUGAAGAUUACCCUAUGGGGUGAGCAUGCCACAAAUUUCAGUAUCGACAACAUAUACGAUGCUACAGCUAGUAAUCUUAUUGUUUGCCUUAUCGUUGGUUGCAUACCCCAUGAAGAUUUCAAAAACAAUGAUAAAACAUGUCUAACUGGAAGCUCAGCUUGCGCUUACUAUUUCAACCCUACCAUUCCAGAUGCCCGUGCUUAUCACUCCAGGUUCAAAAAUACGCCAGUCUACAUCGACCGAUAUGUGCCGGAAGAAGAGGCGGUUCCAGCUUCGGUCGAAGACAUUCAACUACCAAAAAAAACUAUAGCUGACCUGAACCAUGUUGAUCCCUUUGAUGACAUGGAAACAGGACCAUAUAAAGUUGCAGUAACGAUUGUGUCUAUUACAAACACUACUAACUUGUGGUACCUAUUAUCAUUUAUUGCAAAAGAUGACACAGAUGAAGCACGGUUCUUUGCAUAUGAUGAUGAAGCGAGCAAAAUAAUUCAAAAAGACUACCAGGCAUUGGUGAACCCAUUGCAUAUAAAAGAAGGAUUGCCUCAGGCAAUGCACAACAUACUUAACAAGACAUGUGUUGUCAGUUGA